GACAAAUCCUUUCGAGCGUCAAAAAUAUUCCCUUUACGUCAAAAAUCACAACGCGAUUGAAAGUUGUGCCAACGAAAUAUAUUUAAUGUAUUUUAUGAAGUAUAAUUAAGAUGUACUCAAGCGACGAUUACAAUGAGGGUGGUUAUGAGUCCUAUGGCGACUAUGAGCCUCAUACAGGAGACCCGCAAUAUGACUUGGAGUAUGACAGAUCAUAUUAUCAAAUGCCGGACAUGGUAAAAAAAUUCCUUGUCUAUUUUCGUAAUAUGAUCACCGAGGGAAUGACAUUUGAGAUUUUGAAUUUAUAUGAAAAUACAUUCCCUAAACUUACUGAGCAGUAUUUUGAAAAUACCCCAUGGCCAGAUGAGAAAGAAGUCUCACCAGUUGUAGACAAUGAUCAUGUGUUCAUGAUUCUCUACAAAGAACUUUACUUCCGUGAUAUCUAUGCACGGGUACCAGGUGGGCCUAAACCUGAGCAAAGAUUCUUGUCAUUCUACAAUUAUUGUGACCUAUUUAAUUACAUCCUCUCAGCUGAGAAACCAGUUCCUCUUGAAUUGCCUGAUCAAUGGCUCUGGGAACUCAUUGAUGAAUUUGUCUACCAAUUUCAAUCUUUUGCUCAGUACAGAUCCCGUACUUCUAAGUUAAGUCAAGCUGAGAUUGAAGCUUUGAAUACGGAGAACAAAGCAUGGAAUGUCCUUUGCAUUCUGAAUGUCCUGCACUCUCUUGUAGAUAAAUCUAACAUCAAGCGUCAACUAGAGGUAUAUGUCACUGGUGGGGACCCAGAUUCUGUGGCUGGAGAGUUUGGCCGUCACUCUCUUUACAAAAUGCUUGGUUAUUUCUCUUUGGUUGGUUUGCUACGGUUGCAUUCUUUGCUUGGAGAUUAUUACCAAGCUAUAAAGGUGCUCGAAAAUAUUGAGCUCCACAAGAAGUCUCAAUAUUCCCACGUACCUGCAUGCCAGAUCUCCACAUCCUACUAUGUGGGCUUCGCGUACAUGAUGAUGCGUCGUUAUGCCGACGCCAUUCGCACGCUUUCUUCAGCUCUGCUUUACAUGCAGCGCACUAAGCAGCUGUUCUCGACUCGUUCUUACCAAAACGAUCAGAUCAACAAACAAACAGAACAGAUGUAUCAUCUGCUCGCAAUCUGCUUGGUACUCCACCCUCAGUGUGUCGACGAGUCCAUACAACAGGUUCUUCGUGAAAAGAACUACCACGAGAAGAUGUUCAAGAUGCAAUAUGGCGACCUCGGAGAGUUUGAGAGCUGCUUCACGUUCGCGUGCCCCAAGUUCCUGUCGCCCUGCCCUCCGCCCAUCGAGCCUGGCUCCAACUACGGCCGCGACGCCGUCAAACACCAGACGCAGGUCUUCAUGGACGAGGUUCGCCAACAAAAAAUGCUACCCACUAUCCGCUCGUACCUCAAACUGUACACGACGCUGCCGCUGGCCAAGCUGGCCGCCUUCAUGUCGGCAGCUCGCGGCGGGGAGCGCGACGCGGCUCGCGAGCAUGCCGCGCUCGCCAUACACCUGCUGUGCUUCAAGCACAAGAUGAAGAACGUAGUAUGGACCAAGGGCCCGAGUGGACUCGACGGCAGGUUCCAGAGUGGAUCUGAGUUGGACUUCUACAUUGAUAAUGACAUGAUCCACAUUGCGGACACAAAGGUGGCUCACCGUUAUGGCGAUUUCUUUAUUCGCAAGCUUCUUAAGUUUGAAGAACUCAACCGCAAAUUGCAUCAUAUUAAAAUAUAAAUAUCUUUUGUAAUGUAUUGUUGUACCAUUACAUUUGUAUCAAAAUAAAAAACUAAAAAAAUAUUUUAUAUUUUAUUUCAUAUUUACAAUCUUGGUCUAUAAUGUAUAAAUUUACGGCUUCUCUUAUAAAACUUUUUUGGUUCAACAAUUUUCAUGUUUUCCCUUUGUAUUGGUGUUGGAUUUGCUUC
Messenger RNA from Vanessa tameamea, 1927 nucleotides. It is a transcript of the gene eIF3l, whose product is annotated as eukaryotic translation initiation factor 3 subunit L. Bases 111 to 1739 code for a protein of 542 amino acids. Gene Ontology annotation, molecular function: translation initiation factor activity; protein binding. NCBI's taxonomy places the organism in Eukaryota, Metazoa, Arthropoda, Insecta, Lepidoptera, Nymphalidae. Gene Ontology annotation, biological process: translational initiation. Gene Ontology annotation, cellular component: eukaryotic translation initiation factor 3 complex; cytoplasm. The transcript has 10 exons. The record is from RefSeq and is a predicted model, not a curated record.